Molecule: messenger RNA, 6654 nt
Organism: Sorex araneus (European shrew)
Lineage: Eukaryota; Metazoa; Chordata; Mammalia; Eulipotyphla; Soricidae
Gene: ETNK1
Product: ethanolamine kinase 1
Exons: 8
Coding region: 138-1229 (363 amino acids)
Biological process (GO): phosphatidylethanolamine biosynthetic process
Cellular component (GO): cytoplasm
Molecular function (GO): ethanolamine kinase activity
Source: RefSeq, a predicted model, not a curated record
GCCGCCGCCCGCCCGCGCCCCCGGCCCUCCCGCGAGGGCGCCCCGGCACGGACGCCGCCGGCAGCCUGUCGGCGCCCGCCGCCCUCGUGGUCGCCGUCGCCGUCGUGGUGGUGGUGGUGUCCGCCGUCGCCUGGGCCAUGGCCAACUACAUCCACGUCCCGCCCGGCGCCCCCGAGGUGCCCAAGCUGGACGUGACGGUGCCCGACCAGGAGGAGCAGCGCUGCCGCGAGGGCGCCCUGCGCCUCCUGCGGCACCUGCGGCCGCACUGGGACCCCCAGGACGUGACCCUGCAGCUCUUCACGGACGGAAUCACGAACAAGCUCAUCGGCUGCUAUGUGGGCAGCACCAUGGAGGACGUGGUCCUGGUGCGCAUCUACGGCAACAAGACGGAGCUGCUGGUGGACCGCGACGAGGAGGUGAAGAGCUUCCGCGUGCUGCAGGCCCACGGCUGCGCCCCGCAGCUCUACUGCACCUUCAACAACGGGCUCUGCUACGAGUUCAUCCAGGGCGAGGCCCUGGACCCCCGGCACGUCUGCAACCCCGACAUCUUCAGGCUAAUAGCACGUCAGCUUGCUAAAAUCCACGCUAUCCACGCACACAAUGGCUGGAUUCCCAAAUCUAAUCUGUGGCUGAAAAUGAGAAAAUAUUUCUCUCUCAUUCCCACAGGAUUUACAGAUGAAGCCAUUAAUAAAAGGUUCCUAAGUGACAUACCAAGCUCUCAGAUUCUUCAGGAGGAGAUGACUUGGAUGAUAGAGUAUCUUUCCAAACUGGGCUCACCUGUUGUACUUUGCCAUAAUGAUCUGUUGUGUAAGAAUAUAAUCUACAAUGGGAAACAAGGUGAUGUACAGUUUAUUGAUUAUGAGUAUUCUGGAUACAACUACCUGGCAUACGAUAUUGGAAAUCAUUUCAAUGAAUUUGCAGGUGUGAGUGAGGUGGAUUACCGCCUCUACCCGGGCCGCGAGCUCCAGCUGCAGUGGCUGCGCGCCUACCUUGAGGCCUACAACCACUACAAGGGCUACGGGCCCGAGGUCACCGACAAGGAGGUGGAAGUGCUCUUCAUCCACGUCAACCGGUUCGCUUUGGCUUCUCAUUUCUUUUGGGGAUUGUGGGCUUUGAUUCAAGCCAAAUACUCCACUAUUGAGUUUGAUUUCCUUGGGUAUGCUAUUGUUCGCUUUAACCAAUACUUUAAAAUGAAGCCUGAGGUUACUGCAUUAAAAGUGCCUGAGUAAAGAAGAAAUUUAAUUAUUCCCAAGUAGCAGAACAAUGCUUGUGAAUUGUUUCUUAAGAAAUCCAAAAAGCCAAUAUUUGUUAAAAUUCUGUUAUUUGAUUUGGUUAUUUUGCUUUAAGAAUUAUGCCUCUAAACAACCAGUCUUUUUCAGAUAGACUGAGUGAUGUCAAGAAAUAGACUUAACUGCUAUCCAUAUGUGGUGGAUUAGGAAUUUGUUAUAUCUGCAAAAAGGUAUAAAGAUGUCAGUUGAGUCCUUUAAUAAUUUAAUCUGUGUUAUAUGUGAAUUAUUUAUUAUAAAUUUAACACGAUUCUGUGCCGGCUUCCAUCUGUGUCAUCUGUUGAGUAUCAGCAGUGAGAGUGCGCCAGAGAGAUUUUUUAUUUUAAUAAGAUUAAUUUUAGUAAAUAUUCUAGGCAUUCAAGUGUAACCUUUAUCUUGAUGCAUUGUAAGUGAAUUAUAUACUCUUGAAAUGCCAGGCACUGGUAUAGAUUACUUAGGAUGUUUAUAGAAAAAAUAACUGUUUAGGAGGGUGAAGUAUAUUCACCGUUUUUACUAGUGAUACAUCCUUUUGAAUUGAAUACUAGAAGGGUUUUUUUUUUUUUUUAGGGUUUGUACUUAGAAUUAAAUCUCCCUCUCUUUACCUAGACUGGCAGAUAAAUAUUAAUAUUUACCAUAUAAUCUUGGAAUAGAUAGGAUUUCAUGUUGCUGAAAUCUGCAUUAAAUAGUGUUUCAUGUACUAAAUAUGGUCAUUUAAGUUACUAGUUAUAAAAAAUUUACUACGUCAAAUUAUUUCUAAUCAAAACUUUUGUUUCACUAUUGAGAUGUUCUUUGUUUUGUUGUUAAAUAGUAUAGCUUGUAGGAAAACUGCUAAUUAUUGAGACAAUGUAUGUCAUCUUGGGAACAAGAAAAAGUCAUUUAGAUUCUUUUUUACCUCUACAGUCAUUCCUUUCAUUUUAGCUUCAUGUUUUUGUUUGGAUCCUUGCCUUUCUGACGAUGUCAAGUAGCUCAUCGAUGCAAGUAGAUUCCGAGAAAUAGGUUGAGGUUGUUAAAAGAAGUAAGAAACAUUUAUGACAUUGGUUCUGUACACCUAAAAUGCAAUAUAACAGCAUGAGUUAAGCAGAAAUACUCACGGUAGGAGGGCUCCUGUUUUGAUUUUUCUUACUGAGUGUGUGUAAUUUUGUGUGGGUGUGAAGGGCGGCAGUUCCGCGGAUCAUGGGAGUGGGUCAGUGGGCUUCAGGUCUGGAGACUGCUGUGUGGACCUGGCCGUCACGGUCACUCAGCAGAGGAGAUCUACGGGCUCUGCACGCGGGCACGGACGUGCCGUGUGUGCUGCUGACGGAUCUGCGUAUUCAGAAUGUGCAAGUACAAAUUUAUCCUCUGAAAUUUUCUGGGGGGUCUGAUGUAUUAUGUCCUAAUGACUCCUGUUCUUAGAGCUGUGCUUUAAAGAACUUGGAUUAUCUCAAGAUGUUUAAAGCAAAUCAAGUAGAAACACUUAAAAGACCAUUUUAUAUGGUAAAUUCUAGUUCUAUAGUUUCUUAAAACCUUUCUUGUCUCUGUAACAGUGUUAGACCGAGAUUUGUUUUCUACCUCCCCGUACUCCAGAGACUCGCUUCAGUUUUAUAAACCACAGUACUGUUGAUCGAUAGAAUCUUACAUCACUGACUACGUGAAUGGAACCAAUUAAACUGUAACUUUUUUAUAUCAUGUUAGAGUGAACUUGAAAAGUUGUUUUUGGUGGAAUUUUCAUCUUUGAUUGGGACAUUUUCUUAACAUUUCGGGGAAAAAAAGUAAUAUUCUUGAUUUAUUUAUUUAUUUUGUAUUUUUAUUUUUUACUGCAGCCGUAAAUACUUCUAAAAGACGAGGCGCUGUCGGGGAGGGAUAGUUUUCCCGCGUGGCCCCGUUCUUCACGCUCUCAGUCGUGCACCCAGCUGGGUGCUGGGGGGCUGCUCGCCGGGCCCCGGGGGGCUUCUGGGGCGACAGUGGGCAGGGGAGAAGGCUUCCGCCCGCCGUAGGGUCUGCAGUGGGGUCGGGGAGCAGACUGAGAUAUUAAAAAUCUCUCUCCCGUUCUUUCACUAGAUUCUGGGUGUGACGCUCUGCUUCCUGUUCGGUUUAGGGGAGUCAUUCUGCAGAAUAAUUACAGUUUAAAAUUGUAUUUUGUGUGGGGUUUUUUGAUUUUUUUUUUUUUUUUUUUGGUUUCCAAACCAUCUAAAGGAUUCUUAAAAAAAAUACAACAUCCCUCUAAAAUCUGUCCUGUGGCUUGCUGAGAUGUCUUUUGCCUUUUAUGUUAAGCUACGGAACUUGAAUGCCUUAUCUCAUAACUGGUAGUAAGCUCAUUUUGUAAAUAUGAAAAUGGUUGUCAGAGAAUUGGCAUUCAGUGUACUCAUUGUUAGUCAAUAGACAAUAGACCAUAGUGGCCUGAAUGCUUUAAUAAGCAGAAUUCCACACCCCCCACCCCUUGUUCCUGAAGUACAUGUAUGCUCUUACCUGACCAGUAAUAUUGGAUUCCCCUCUUUGCACCCCCGGCCCAUGCUCUUUGAUUCCUGGAAAUCAAAGAGAUGUGGUAGUGACAUAUUGUUCACAUGAUCAUUUGAGAUCAAUAUGAGCACAAACUCAUCCAGCAGAUCUGCCCGGCCUGUAUAUAAGACAGUGUAAAUAAAGAUUUGUAAAUCAGUGUGGACUGUACCUUGCGUAUGAGAUUGUGUAUUGCUUUGCAUUCUCUUGUAGAUCUCGCUCUGUAAGAAAUGAUCCAGCUCUUUGUUUCUGGACUGGAAAUAGCUAACAGUUCUGGCCACACAGUGUGAUAGCAAGAGGAACUGGAAAUAGGGUUGAUUAGUUUCGUUAAUGUCACUACUUAUUUACUUAGCCUCUCAGUGCCUAAUAUGACUUUUCUUCCUCCUUUACUUGGCCAUUAGUUUUGUAAACUUCCUGCAAGCAGUAAAUUAAUAGUGUGAGAAUUUUUUGAAUUCUGAUUCCCAAACUGAAAAUAAAAGUUUCACGAUCAGUAUCUUUUCCUGUUUUCAGUCAGCCUUUUUCUACCAAAAACAACUUUGAAAUUUUAUAGAUCUCAUUGUAAUUCUAAAUUCCAUAUAUAAGAGAGACAAAUUAGGACUCUGAGUUCAACUGAAGUAUUUCACAGUUUCUCCAAAUGUAAUGUUUUCAUUAUGGGAUUGUAACAGAAACAGAAUAAUCUUUUAAUGACCACUCUUCCCAUUUUUGCUGGAUUAAAUUACUUGACCUUCCUAAAAAUUCUACGAAAACUUUCAAAUUUAAAGAAAGUGUUUUCCCACCAUCACAAGCUAAAAACCUCCACUUUGACAAUUACAUAGAUAUUUCUUUUAUAAAUUAUACAAAGCCUUCUGUAACAUUUCUCAUUUCCUUCAUAAUAUAAAUGAGAAUACUGUUUGAUUUUCUGUUCUUAAUUGCUUCUAACAAGCAUUUUAUACUGCAUUCCAAAGUAACAAAUAGCUUUUAAUAUGAAUUGGUUGUUCAGUUAGACAAAGUAAUGCUUUAUGCUAGGAGAGUUUUGUUAUUGGCGGGAAUUUGCACUACUUUACACAAAAGGCAAAAAGAAAAUGCCAGUAAUUGUUACGCAUAGAGAAAAAUAAGUGAUAAGAAUGUGGUAAAACAGCUUUACCUUUUUAUUUCAAAGUUUUUUCUUUGGUGCAUUAGAGUUGAGAAUGUCCUUUGACUGGAAACUUGGUUACAUAUUAAGGCAACAUUUCUUUUUUUAAACUUUAAGAUGGCUGUAUCAAAUCACCUGUUUUUUCCCAUUACAUGCCACAUGCGUGAUUACAGUGUUAUGUCUUAGGUUGGAUGUUUUCAGACUGUGAAGUGUGUCAGUUACUCAAAGUGAAUUUCCCCCGCCUCUUUGAAGCUUAGUCUGCAAGUAUCUUGCUGUGAAAGGAAAAGUGUUUGGGCUUGCAUUGCCGAAUACUUGAACACUGAAAUUGCGUAAUCAUUUCAAUUUUCCAGAAGUUUUUACUUCAAGAUUUUUCAUUUCUGUAAAUUUCACUUCGUCAUUUGGAAUGGAUAGAAAGUUUCAGUUCUUUGAAUGGAAGCAAUAAUGAUAGUGCUUCUGGAAGAUGAUGCUUUUGUAUUUAAGACAUCCUAAAUUCAAGUUUUUAAAUCAGUUUUUUUCCCUGAAGUCUUUCUCUUCUUUUCCCUAUACUUAAAGCACUUUGCUACUGCUGUUAUUAAGUAGGUGAAAAUAAAGUCUGUGAUCAUUAUGACUCUUACAGCAUUUGUAGUGAUGGGGAAAAAAAAUCCUCUGUUAAAUACUCUGAAUCUGCAAUUGUAGUCAUUUAUUUGUUUACUUCUUAUCCACUAAUGGUAUGAAUUAUCACUUCGAAAUGAUUGGUUAAAUCAUUUGAAGAAAACAUGACACAAUAUUUAUAAAAAUUGGAAGAAACCACAGACUGUAUUUGAAUUAGUGAAGAAUCAGAGGAAACAGGUGAAUUGAAUUGUUUCCUAGUUAAAUCCAUGAAACCUCCUGCGAUCUGAUCUGGAAAAGGCCCCCUGGCCCCGAGUAAUGGCGCAGAUGAGAGUAUUCACUUGCCGCGGUGGUGGCGUCCUGCCGCUCGGUCGGGUAGUGACACACUGAAAUCAAAUUUCCUGUUGCUUAUCUGUCCUGCAGCAACUUCAGAUUGGUAGAAUCUGCAGAGGAAACUUUUUUCAGCUUUAUUUAGGAACCCUUGUACAUCGGGGCAAAGUUCCACGGUAUGAAGUAUUUGAAUCCUAAAGUGCGCUAUUACUCAAAGGAAGAGGACAUGGCAUGAUCCCAUGUUCUUAAGUGAUCACUUCCUCUCUCAGUGUCAGGAGGAGGAGAAUUGUCAUUGAGUUAGCUCUGUGUUGAAUCGGGAAAUUGUGGCAUAAGACUUAAAUUUGUGUUUAUCAAAUGUGAAAUGUUGUAGUAUAAUGCUGCUUUGUAUAUACUUUAAGUGCUACAAAUAGUCUCAGCACUGAAAAUGUAUUGAUACCUCUCAAAUGAAUGCAACUUUCGAUGUCGGUGUCUGGAUGUGCCUCAGAAAGUAUCUGAGUGUCUGGGGAACUCCUUGAUCUGUUUGGUAAUGAAGAUACUUCCUGGUUUGUUUUUUCUCGUUGCGUUACUGUCAUGUUUUAAUUUUUACAUUUUUACUACUGUUAAUUUAUGUAAAAAUUGUUCGGUGGCUACACAAUGGGGUUGUCGGUGAAGAGAAUUAAAACAGCCUCAUUUAUGUAACUGCUUAAGUAAAAAUAAAUUUUUGCUCUACGUUCACAAACUUUUAAUUAAGCUGUUUGUAUUUCUGUUUAAAUAAGUGAUACUUAAGGCUUUGUUUCUCUCCGAUGAAGCCUAUUACCAUUGAUUAAAUGAAGGAAUGUAUCUUUUUGAAGAGAUUUAUAUUCUGUAAAUAAAAAUUGGUUGUAACAAUAAAGUUGGGUUCUAACUACA